Molecule: messenger RNA, 1539 nt
Organism: Manihot esculenta (cassava)
Lineage: Eukaryota; Viridiplantae; Streptophyta; Magnoliopsida; Malpighiales; Euphorbiaceae
Exons: 4
Coding region: 251-1306 (351 amino acids)
Molecular function (GO): nucleic acid binding
Source: RefSeq, a predicted model, not a curated record
AUCUUAUCCUUUGCUUUCUUUCCCUUUCUUUUUGGGUGAGAAGAGGGAUAACACCACACAACAAAAAGUCUCUCUUUCUCUCUCUCUAAAAUCUAUGAAUCAAUUCGCUUCUUGACAUCUUCCGCCUUCUCUUCCCCUCCUCUCUCUCUUGGGAAGAAGAAGAAAGAAGAAGAAAUUUGUAUAGAGAGGGAGAGAGAGAGAGUCGACACGAAGAUUUUAUCCGAGAGAAGGGGAUAUACAUCGCCAAACCAUGGACUCUGCACCACCAACAGCAAUCAAUGAUAAGGAGUCGAUGGUCGAUCCCUUCUUGGUCGAGGCUCUACAGAAUCCACGCCACCGUCUCACCAUUUUACGGAUGGAACUAGAUAUUCAGAGAUUCUUACAAAACCCUGAUCAACAACAAUUUGAAUUCCAGCACUUCCCUACUUCAUAUCUUAGGCUUGCUGCACACCGUGUUGCUCAACACUAUGGGCUGAUAACCAUGGUACAGGAUAAUGGCAUAGAUGGCUUGGCAAAUAAAAUUCUGGUAAAGAAAACAGCACAAAGUAGAUAUCCUCCGGUGUGCUUAUCUGAAAUUCCUGCUAAACGGUUGGAAAGUGAUAAACCUGAGCUGCUUAAGAUUGCUAUCAGGCCAAGGCCUAAUAAAGGGUCUGAAAAUGAAUCUAGUGAAUUUGGGAUCAAACGGAGUCCUGUGAGAAGUGUGGAAGAGAGAAAGGAGGAGUAUGAUAGGGCAAGAGCUCGCAUCUUCAGUAGCCCUAGCAGUCCCAACUCAGAUGAUACAGUAUCUCAGGGUUAUGUAGACAGAAAAAGCACAAGUGUAAGCAAGGAUGAGCAGGAAGGUUGCAGGAAUUCUGUAAGUGAGCCUGAAAAAUAUAUUUGCUCCAGGGAUUAUGCACCAUCUCGAGUUGCCAUUUUCAGGGAUAGAGAGAAGGAUCGUACUGAUCCAGAUUAUGAUCGGAGCUAUGACCGGUAUGUAAGAAGCCUUCCAACUAAUCAAAACUUCAACUUGGCACCAUUCGAUAUGCAGAAGAUUCAACUCCCGUUUGUGCAGUAUGAUACUGGUUUCACUCAGUUGGGUCAGAUGCCAAGGACUCAAACUUCUCUUGGCUACAGGCCUGCUACGACCCAAGUUAUGAACCCUUUCUGUGCAGUAGGAUCAAAUCAAGCAUCAAGAGAUGCUGCAUAUGUUCAAUGGCCAAGUGCUGCAAUGAUGUAUGCUCAUUCAUAUGAGCAGUUUAGACAUGCUGUUUUCCAGGCUCCAUGCUUUCAGCAACCUCUAAGUUUCGAUUACUCUCAAAACCAUUAAGUGUCUGCUAGAUUGGAAUUGUAUUACUGAUCUACCUGCAAAUUCUCUACACUUCUAGGAAGUUCCAUGUUGGUAGGAGAAUUCCAAAUCCCUGUGUUGCAAACCUUUUGUUCCAGUUAAAAUUAUGGUUUCUGCUUGCUUCUCUUUGCGGACCUUUUAUUAGUGUGUUAGUGAGUGCAUUCUCUGUGGAUCUUUUAUUGAUGUGAUAGUGUACACUACUCUUUUGCCUGCCA